AUGACGGUUAGAACCGUCUCUCUUAAAAACGUCUCAAAACUUCCAGAAUGUUCCUCGUAUCUUCUCCACUUCACUUCCUUGUAUUUUCAUGUUUGUCUUUUGUUUUUUUGCCAGGGUGUUUCUUGUCUGUGGAAUCAUGAUGGUAACCCUGUCGAUGGCAUCAGCAUCAAUAACAGACUGCAGGAAUUCACCAAAGAACUGAAAGCCAACCCCAAAUAUUUGCAGGACAAAGUCAAACAGUAUUUCAAAGACAAUCCACACAAGCUGACUUUGGUGAUGCGACCUGAUGAGGAUUACGACAAGAAACUUCAGGAAGAGGAGAACACACGUCUCUCUGCGAUUAGAUCGACAUUGAGCGAGGAAGACAAGAUGCAGCUACAUAAAAGGGGUCUGGAGUUGCUGGAGAAACAGAUGUGUACUGAGGAUCUCUCUUGUCUUCCAACAAUUCAUGUCGCAGAUAUCGAGCGUGACAUAGUCAGGGUACCAACAACAAUUCACCAUGCAUCCAGUGGUGUCCCUAUUUACUGCUGUGCGCAACCAACUAACGAGAUCACCUACCUGAACCUCCUAGCCGACACCUCACAUCUACCUGACGACCUGAAACCAUAUCUACCUCUGUUCACUGAUAUCCUUACAAAGAUGGGUGCUGGUAUUUGGAAUUACAAGGAAUUAUCACAACUGAUCGAUCUUUACACCGGAGGUCUUGGAUGUUCCAUAUUCAUGAGUAACCAUCAUACGGAAUCAAAUUCUUACGAACAGUGUAUAAGAUUGAGUUCUCACAGCCUUGAAAGAAAUUUUGACAAAACGCUAGAUCUCUGGCAGAAUGUUAUUUCCAGACCAAAUUUCUCUGAUAAGGACCGACUCAAGACCCUGAUUCGAAUGAUUGCCUCUGACAUGGCUUCCAGUCUCCCCAGCAGUGGUCACAUGUACGCCAUGGGCCAGGCGUCCUCAACUCUUUCUCCUUCGGCCCAGUGGAAGGAACUUUUCUCUGGAGUAACUCAGGUGAACAUGAUGAAGACACUGGCUGAGCUUGACGAUGUUGAUGAGGUUGUGGCUAAGCUGGAGCAAAUAGCUGGCCAUGUCUUAAACUUCAAAAAUGUUCGUGUUUCUGUGAAUGCCACUGAAGAAGCAAUGGAAUCCACUGUCCACAAACUAGACACAUUCUUGCAGCCUUUGUCGCAGGAAUUCUCUACAGAAAGAGUUCUUGUCAAUGAUUCCAAAUUCCAACCUCACUCAAAACAGACCCACAUCGAGUUACCGUUCACGGUGAAUUACGUCUCCAUGUCGGUGCCAAGUGUUCGGUACACACAUCCUGACAGUUCAAGAUUAACGAUCCUUGCCAAAAUCCUCUCAUCCAAAUUUUUGCACAGAGAAAUCAGAGAGAAAGGUGGAGCCUAUGGAAGUGGCGCCUUAAGCGGUGACAACACUUUCAACUUCUUUUCAUAUCGCGACCCAAACUCCUUACAAACGUUGGACGUAUUUGACCGGGCCAUAGAGUGGGCCGUGAGCGGUCAGUUUACAGACGAACAUGUUAACGAAGCCAAAAUUUCUUGCUUUCAACAGAUUGAUAAACCAGUUCCACCCAGUUCCAAAGGACUCGCGUAUUACCUUCAUGAUUUAACCGAUGCAUUACGACAGGCAAACAGAGACCGAAUAUUUGCAACCACCAAAGAAGAUUUAGUUCAGGUCGCUAAUGAAUAUCUACACCGUUCUGCUGCUAAACCUACUGGCAUAGCACUUCUGGGCCCACACUUACCAUCUCUGGCAGAAGAUUCAACCUGGAACAUACUGAAAAGUUAAGUUUGUGUAUAGAAAAAGAAAUAAAUAAAAUAUAUCAUUGUUAUUUUCA
Messenger RNA from Octopus sinensis (East Asian common octopus), 1849 nucleotides. RefSeq names its product presequence protease, mitochondrial. Gene Ontology annotation, molecular function: metal ion binding. The coding region runs from base 1 to 1800 and encodes 599 amino acids. Gene Ontology annotation, biological process: protein processing. The transcript has 15 exons. Lineage: Eukaryota; Metazoa; Mollusca; Cephalopoda; Octopoda; Octopodidae. Gene Ontology annotation, cellular component: mitochondrial matrix. The record is from RefSeq and is a predicted model, not a curated record.